Molecule: messenger RNA, 1251 nt
Organism: Brachypodium distachyon (stiff brome)
Lineage: Eukaryota; Viridiplantae; Streptophyta; Magnoliopsida; Poales; Poaceae
Product: BTB/POZ and MATH domain-containing protein 3
Exons: 1
Coding region: 192-1238 (348 amino acids)
Biological process (GO): protein ubiquitination
Molecular function (GO): protein binding
Source: RefSeq, a predicted model, not a curated record
CCCGCCGUCUCCUCCGAGUCCCUCCCCAUCGCCGCCGGUCCGUUCCCGUAGCCGCCAACAGUUCAUUCGACAUGAACCAAACCGCAAACAUCGUCUAGAUUAAUAUAAUGUCGCUGGAACUGUAACUACGGAAUUACGCCCAUCGAUCUCCUCGAUCACACCGACCAAGGUUCGUCGACUUGCGCGCCAUCAUGGAAGCGGCAACUCCGGCAUCCGCCGCCGCCAGCGAGGACACCUCCGCGUCGAGCAUCGUCUUCUGCCCGACCAGCGGCUUCCACCUGCUCAAGAUCGACGGCUACUCGCGCACCAAAGGGAUGCCCAACAACCACUGCAUCACAUCUCGCAAUUUCAGCCUAGGCGGCCAUAGAAGCUGGUCUAUCGACUUGUACCCCAACGGCAGAGGGCGUGACAACGCCGGCUACAUGUCCGUCUUCCUCCGCUCGAAUACUUCCGACCUGAAGGCGCAGUACGGCAUCAGCAUCGUUGACAGCAGCGGGACGUCACGAGUUUCUACAAGGGGCACCUACAGUUCCUUCUGGAGCAGCAGCAACGGUCACGAGAGAUUCUUCAAGAACAAAGACCUCGAACAAUCCAGGCUGCUCGUGGACGACUGCUUCACCAUCAAGGUCGACAUCGCCGUCCAGGGCGAGUUCCCAGUACGCAUGGAGCAAAUCGCCGUCGCCCAAGCUUUAUUGCCCCCCCCCAAACUGACGGCGCCGUCUGCGCUUUUUGUGCCGCCAGCGGCCUGCACGGCCAGCCUUCAGCGGCACCUCGGCGAUCUCCUCUCGAGCAAAGAGGGCGCCGACGUGACGUUCAUGGUCGGCGACGAGGCGUUCGCGGCGCACCGGUGCAUCCUCGCCGCUCGGUCGCCGGUCUUCAAGGCGCAGCUCUUCGGUGCUAUGAAGGAGAGCACCGGUGCCAGAGAUGAUGCCGUGCGUAUCGAGGACAUGGCGCCGCAGGUGUUCGAGGCUCUGCUCUACUUCCUGUACACGGAGUGCUUAACGUCGCCGGAGUCGGAGAAGACGCCGCAGGAGCAGGACGUGACGAUGACUCAACAUUUGCUUGUGGCGGCAGAUAGAUAUGAUUUGGACAAGCUGAAGCUGAUUUGUGAAGAGACGCUCUGCGAGUGCAUUGACAGCAGCAAUGCGGUGACCAUCCUCGCUUUAGCCGAGCAGCACAACUGCGCCGGGCUCAAACAGGCCUGCUUAAAUUUCAUCCGCUCUACGACUUAUGUUUAGCCAAAGUACUCAA